Molecule: messenger RNA, 2410 nt
Organism: Rhinopithecus roxellana (golden snub-nosed monkey)
Lineage: Eukaryota; Metazoa; Chordata; Mammalia; Primates; Cercopithecidae
Gene: RING1
Product: ring finger protein 1
Exons: 7
Coding region: 873-2093 (406 amino acids)
Biological process (GO): negative regulation of DNA-templated transcription
Cellular component (GO): ubiquitin ligase complex; PcG protein complex
Molecular function (GO): chromatin binding; ubiquitin protein ligase activity
Source: RefSeq, a predicted model, not a curated record
CGGGCCGCGGCUCCUGAUUGUCCAAACGCAAUUCUCGAGUCUAUGGCUCUGGCCGAGAGUUGAGUCUGGACGUCCCGAGCCGCCGCCCCCAAACCUCGAGGGGGAGAGCGGGUCGGAGGGUCUAGGGAGAACCAAAGUGGAUGGUGGAGGGAGUCCCCAGGGUGGUAAGGGGAAUCCCGAGCACAUCGGGACCUAGGUGUGUUCUCUGGACUAGAGGGCAAAAGCGGCAGAGGAUCUUUUGCAGCCUUUUUCCCCGGAAUCCUGGAAUGGGGGUUACGGAGAAGUAAGGGGGGUUGAUCCCCAGAGUCGCCAGGGUACGCAGAGUGGGGGAGGUAGCCCUUUUCAGGAGCCCUCUGUCCCCUCCUGGGGUGCCAGAUAUUCCAGGCCCCGCCCCCUGGAGCUGAGGCCCCGGGUAGGGGCCUCUGGAAGGGAACCGAGGCUAAGGUUGGUGGCCGCGCGACGGUGCUGGGCCGGGGGCGGAGACCGUGGUUCCCUAAGUGGCGCAGAACUCCCGGGACGUAGGAUCCUCACGUGGGACGAGCUCGUCCCGUGGGCGGGAGAACCUCGGCGUCCACGUCCCGUCCCACCCGCGCCGCGAAUGGCGGGUGACGUCUCCGCCGGCGGGGGGGGUGGGGGGCGGGUGUAGCGGAGGAGCAGGCGGAAGUGACGUAGGGCCCCAGCGCCCGGGCCAUGGCGGCGGCGGUGGCGGGAGCUGCUGUCUGAGCAGCGGUUGCGGACCCAGCGAACUUGGCGCAGGAGCCCGGGCCUAGAGAGGGGCGCGGCGGCGGCGGGAGCGCGAACGGCUGGAGCUGGCCUUCCUCGCCUCCUCCUCGGUUGUAGAGCCCUGGUGGGGUGGUCUGUGCCCGGUCACCAUGACGACGCCGGCGAAUGCCCAGAAUGCCAGCAAAACGUGGGAACUGAGUCUGUAUGAGCUGCACCGGACCCCGCAGGAAGCCAUAAUGGAUGGCACAGAGAUUGCUGUUUCCCCUCGGUCACUGCAUUCAGAACUCAUGUGCCCUAUCUGCCUGGACAUGCUGAAGAAUACGAUGACCACCAAGGAGUGCCUCCACAGAUUCUGCUCUGACUGCAUUGUCACAGCCCUACGGAGCGGGAACAAGGAGUGUCCUACCUGCCGAAAGAAGCUGGUAUCCAAGCGAUCCCUACGGCCAGACCCCAACUUUGAUGCCCUGAUCUCUAAGAUCUAUCCUAGCCGGGAGGAAUAUGAGGCCCAUCAAGAUCGAGUGCUUAUCCGCCUGAGCCGCCUGCACAACCAGCAGGCAUUGAGCUCCAGCAUUGAGGAGGGGCUACGAAUGCAGGCCAUGCACAGGGCCCAGCGUGUGAGGCGGCCGAUACCCGGGUCAGAUCAGACCACAACGAUGAGUGGGGGGGAAGGAGAGCCCGGGGAGGGAGAAGGGGAUGGAGAAGAUGUGAGCUCAGACUCCGCCCCUGACUCUGCCCCAGGCCCUGCUCCCAAGCGACCCCGUGGAGGGGGCGCCGGGGGGAGCAGUGUAGGGACAGGGGGAGGGGGCACUGGUGGGGUGGGUGGGGGUGCCGGUUCGGAAGACUCUGGUGACCGGGGAGGGACUCUGGGAGGGGGAACGCUGGGCCCCCCAAGCCCUCCUGGGGCCCCCAGCCCCCCAGAGCCAGGUGGAGAAAUUGAGCUCGUGUUCCGGCCCCACCCCCUGCUCGUGGAGAAGGGAGAAUACUGCCAGACUAGGUAUGUGAAGACAACUGGGAAUGCCACAGUGGACCACCUCUCCAAGUACUUGGCCCUGCGCAUUGCCCUCGAGCGGAGGCAGCAGCAGGAAGCAGGGGAGCCAGGAGGGCCUGGAGGGGGCGCCUCUGACACCGGAGGACCUGAUGGGGGUGGCGGGGAGGGCGGGGGUGCCGGAGGAGGUGACGGUCCUGAGGAGCCUGCUUUGCCCAGCCUGGAGGGCGUCAGUGAAAAGCAGUACACCAUCUACAUCGCACCUGGAGGCGGGGCGUUCACGACGUUGAAUGGCUCGCUGACCCUGGAGCUGGUGAAUGAGAAAUUCUGGAAGGUGUCCCGGCCACUGGAGCUGUGCUACGCUCCCACCAAGGAUCCAAAGUGACCCCACCAGGGGACAGCCAGAGGAAGGGGACCAUGGGGUAUCCCUGUGUCCUGGUCCAUCACCCCAGCUUCUUUGUCCCCCAGUAUCCCCAGCCCAGCCCGCCAACAAGAGGACACAAAUGAGGACACGUGGCUUUUAUACAAAGUAUCUAUAUGAGAUUCUUCUAUAUUGUACAGAGUGGGGCAAAACACGCCCCCAUCUGCUGCCUUUUCUAUUGCCCUGCAACCUCCCAUCUAUACAAGGUGUUGGAGAAGGUGAAGAACCCUCCCCUUCACGCCCUCCUACCAACAACAAACGUGCUUUUUUCCUCUUUGAAA